AUGAUGCAGUACCUGAAGGACACCCUGUUCGACAUACGCAACGACACAAGGCGUGGUCCGAACUUGGGCCAUGUGGUGUCCAAGAUAGCAGAGUACUUUGGGGUUGAGACCGACGAACCCCCAAUCCGUUCCAAACCGAUUUCACAGAAAGACCUCUGGCACGCCGGCUACCUGAUCAACCCACACACCCCGAAGCCCGUCACUAAGCGGGCCAGCUACAAGGCCUAUUGCGAGGAAAUGGGUAUACCGUUUCCGGACGACGAGUCCCAACCGGAAGCUGGUACGCCAGCUGGCGAGAACACUCAUGAUGAAGACGAGGACGAGCUCGACGCCGACAACCAUCCCACCCACGAGACCUUUCAGCCUCCUCCUUUGAUAGACGCGCACACGGGUGCGUCUUACCAGUCAGCUGCUCCGGUUUGGUUCUCCGAGUAUGAGGUUCGAAAUGAGGCCCAUUGGACGACUUUCACUCAGCAGAACGACGCGCGUUGGACGUCGUUCAUGGAGUCCAACGAUGCACGUUGGACGUCGUUCGUGGAGUCCAAUGAUGCACGUUGGACGAAGCAGACCAGGAGAUGGAACGAGUUUGUUCAGGGCAAUGAGGCGCACUGGACAUCCCACGACAGCCGAUGGGACACCUGGGCGGACCAGCAGUACCAGCACUUACUGUACGAAUUUGUAGAUAUGUGA
Molecule: messenger RNA, 690 nt
Organism: Striga asiatica
Lineage: Eukaryota; Viridiplantae; Streptophyta; Magnoliopsida; Lamiales; Orobanchaceae
Source: the annotation of a GenBank genome assembly